Molecule: messenger RNA, 2206 nt
Organism: Polypterus senegalus (gray bichir)
Lineage: Eukaryota; Metazoa; Chordata; Cladistia; Polypteriformes; Polypteridae
Product: receptor-type tyrosine-protein phosphatase eta-like
Exons: 10
Coding region: 59-2206 (715 amino acids)
Molecular function (GO): protein binding
Source: RefSeq, a predicted model, not a curated record
CCAAGGCUGUCUGAGAGAGCCUGGCCCAGUCACUUCUCCUUAUGCUAGCAAUGUGACAAUGACUUCCAUGAAUCUCUGCUGGGGUGCACCAGUAGGAUUAAACGUCUCCUAUGGCUUAAAUUUCUCAAGAAAUGGACAAAGCACACAACUUGUUACUAGUAACACGUGCAUUAAUGUGACGGGGCUCAACUCUUCCAUCUCCUAUUCAUUCUUUGUGUUUGCAGUCGCUGGAGAUAACAUGACAAUUGGUGAUUCAGUUACCAUCACAGCAUUUACAAAGCCUGGCGCUGUCACUUCUCCUUCGGCAAGCAAUGUGACAACAACUUCCAUUCGUCCUUGCUGGGUUGCACCAGUGGGAGGAAAUGUCUCCUACAGUGUCAAUUUCUCAUCAAACGGACAAAGCACACAACUAAUUACCAAUAACACGUGCAUUAAUGUGACGGGGCUCAACUCUGCAACCUCCUAUUCAUUUAUUGUGAUUGCAGUCGCUGGAAAUAACAUGACAUUGGGGGAUUCGGUUACCAUCACAGCAUUUACAAAGCCUGGCGCUGUCACUUCUCCUUCGGCUAGCAAUGUGACAACAACUUCCAUUCGUCUUUGCUGGGUUGCACCAGUGGGAGGAAAUGUCUCCUACAGUGUCAAUUUCUCAUCAAACGGACAAAGCACACAACUAAUUACCAAUAACACGUGCAUUAAUGUGACGGGGCUCAACUCUGCAACCUCCUAUUCAUUCAUUGUGAUUGCAGUCGCUGGAAAUAACAUGACAUUGGGGGAUUCGGUUACCAUCACAGCAUUUACAAAGCCUGGCCCAGUCACUUCUCCUUAUGCUAGCAAUGUGACAAUGACUUCCAUGAAUCUCUGCUGGGGUGCACCAGUAGGAUUAAACGUCUCCUAUGGCUUAAAUUUCUCAAGAAAUGGACAAAGCACACAACUUUUUACUAGUAACACGUACAUUAAUGUGACGGGGCUCAACUCUUCCAUCUCCUAUUCAUUCUUUGUGUUUGCAGUCGCUGGAGAUAACAUGACAGUGGGUGAUUCAGUUACCAUCACAGCAUUUACAAAGCCUGGCCCAGUCACUUCUCCUUAUGCUAGCAAUGUGACAAUGACUUCCAUGAAUCUCUGCUGGGGUGCACCAGUAGGAUUAAACGUCUCCUAUGGCUUAAAUUUCUCAAGAAAUGGACAAAGCACACAACUUGUUACUAGUAACACGUGCAUUAAUGUGACGGGGCUCAACUCUUCCAUCUCCUAUUCAUUCUUUGUGUUUGCAGUCGCUGGAGAUAACAUGACAGUGGGUGAUUCAGUUACCAUCACAGCAUUUACAAAGCCUGGCCCAGUCACUUCUCCUUAUGCUAGCAAUGUGACAAUGACUUCCAUGAAUCUCUGCUGGGUUGCACCAGUAGGAUUAAACGUCUCCUAUGGCUUAAAUUUCUCAAGAAAUGGACAAAGCACACAACUUUUUACUAGUAACACGUGCAUUAAUGUGCCAGGGCUCAACUCUUCCAUCUCCUAUUCAUUCUUUGUGUUUGCAGUCGCUGGAGAUAACAAGACAGUGGGUGAUUCAGUUACCAUCACAGCAUUUACAAAGCCUGGCGCUGUCACUUCUCCUUCGGCUAGCAAUGUGACAACAACUUCCAUUCGUCUUUGCUGGGUUGUACCAGUGGGAGGAAAUGUCUCCUACAGUGUCAAUUUCUCAUCAAAUGGACAAAGCACACGACUUAUUACCAAUAACACGUGCAUUAAUGUGACGGGGCUCAACUCUGCAACCUCCUAUUCAUUCAUUGUGAUUGCAGUCGCUGGAAAUAACAUGACAUUGGGGGAUUCGGUUACCAUCACAGCAUUUACAAAGCCUGGCCCAGUCACUUCUCCUUAUGCUAGCAAUGUGACAAUGACUUCCAUGAAUCUCUGCUGGGUUGCACCAGUAGGAUUAAACGUCUCCUAUGGCUUAAAUUUCUCAAGAAAUGGACAAAGCACACAACUUUUUACUAGUAACACGUGCAUUAAUGUGCCAGGGCUCAACUCUUCCAUCUCCUAUUCAUUCUUUGUGUUUGCAGUCGCUGGAGAUAACAAGACAGUGGGUGAUUCAGUUACCAUCACAGCAUUUACAAGCUUCUACAGCAGCCUUCCAUUGGUUUCCAAUCCAUGGAAGCUAAAUAGUCCCUCAUCCUUCCAACAGCCUCAGGAGUCUAUCUGCGGCUAUUAUUCCUAG